Messenger RNA from Schistosoma turkestanicum, 1943 nucleotides. The record is from the annotation of a GenBank genome assembly. NCBI's taxonomy places the organism in Eukaryota, Metazoa, Platyhelminthes, Trematoda, Strigeidida, Schistosomatidae.
CGAAAAAUUUUCUUAAAAAUGUUUUCAAUCUAUCUUGAAAAUUAAUGAAUUUAUCGAAUUCAAGUGUUCAAUCUUUGAAAAACAUUGAACCACCCAUUGAUCUAAUAUGGAUAAGUACAUUGAUUCUACUUGGUUCUGUGUCACUGUUAGGCACAAUUGGAAAUUUACUUGUUCUAGGCGUCUACAUACAAAAUUAUUUUUGGCCACAUUUACAUUUAAAAUAUCGUCAAGUAUAUUAUAAUCAGCAAUUACAUUUAUUAAAUAAAAAACAUGAAUUAUCUUCAACAAUUUAUGCGUCAAACAAUAUUAGCAACAAUCCGAGUAAUGACAGUCCCAAUAAAUCCAAUCAUUACAUUGUACAAAUUCACGAAUCCAAUGAACAAUUAUUCACUAGAACAACUACUGGUACACCAACAUUUUUCAUUUUAGUUUUAGCAUGUGUUGAUUUAAUGGUUUGUUGUUUCAUUGUGCCAUUGACAUUCUACAUGGAAUAUGUACAUUUACAACCACCCACAGAUAUUUGGUGUAAAACACAUGCAUUUUUAAAUAUAUGUAAUAUAAUGUUUAGUUCAUUAUUAAUUAUCGCCAUAGCAUUAGAACGUUACCUAACCAUAUGUCAUCCAUUACGUCGUAUAUUAACAAUGAAACGUGCAAAAUAUCUUACAUUAGGCUUGGCUAUCUUUUGUAUUAUUUAUGGUAUUCUCGGUGCAUUACAUCACAGUUUAGAAGUGACAGAAGAUGAACCAAACAUCAGGCAAUGCUGUGAUACACCAGAAAUUUCUAAUGCAACAUAUUUACAAAAAUUAACUUAUGAUAUUUUACAAAAAGGUAAUACAGCCAGUUUUAUUCUAUGCAUCCUAUCAGUGAUUAUUUUAUACUCAUUAAUUUUACGUGUUGUAAUUAAAACACAUCGUAUGACAACAACACGUGAUUGGAAUGUGUCAUCUGCAAUAAACAAUGAUAUCACAUCGUCGUAUCAACAAACUAUGAACAUGAUGAUUAAUAAUGAUCAGUCGAAGCGAGUUCAUUCAAAUCAAAUGAAAAAUGAUAUUUUAUUGAAUGAUUUAAACAAUAACACUGAUGAUAAUCAUCAAAGCAUUGAACAUUUAACCUCAACACCGACAACAACAACAGCCAUACAUCGUAAAAGUAUCACAAAUCGUAUAAAAAUGAAUUUAUCCAUUAAAAAUAUCACUGAGAGUACAUUAUGGCGUGAAAUACGUUCAGCUAGUGUAUUAUUUGUUGUAGCUAUUGUCUAUAUAAUUGUAUUUACACCAGCAUUACUUACAGCUAAUAAAUUAAUACAAUUUAAUUUAUUAGCAUAUAAUACAUACUACUUAAAUAAUAUGUCUAAUCCAUUAAUCUAUUGUUUUAUGAGUAAUGCAUUUAGAAAAAAAUUAAAAAUUUUAUUAUUUAAUAGUAUAAUAUCAUCAUCAUCAACAUCAUCCUCGUCUACACCAGCAUCUCCGUCGCCAACAUCCGCAUCGUCACCAGCAUCGUCAUUAUUAUCAUUGUGUACAUGUUGUCAAUUUAAACAAAAUCAAAAACUAUCCAGUCAUCAUCACCAACGGCAACAGCAACAACAUGAUCAACAGAAACGUCUUAAACAAUAUGUUAGAGCAAGAGAAUUAAUUAAUCAUCCGAUUGAUGUGAAACAAUGAGACAAAAUGAAAAAAAUUCAUUUGUUCAAUUGGUUCAAUGUUCAAUACUGUGGCAUAGGAGAUCAGUUUCGCUGUCAAAAUCGAUAGAUUUCCUUUUUAUUAGGUUCAAUGAAACAAUGAUGUAAAAAAAAUAAUUCCGUAAACGUCAUUGUCAUUAAAACAACUAAAAUUGAUCAAGAAUUCGAUGUAUGGAUGUUAUCAUUAUUUCUAUUGAACAUUGAAUGAUUUCAAUGGCUAGUAGAGAUAGAAAAAAUGAAAGAUCAAUGGUAAUUUUCUUAUUUG